UCAAAGCAGGCAAACAAAAAACAAAACAAAACAACCCCACACACAAACUUACUGUCACAAAAACCCAUAACCCCGAGCUCAAACUGAUGACAGGUAGCAAGUUUACCAAGACAGACCAAAACCACAUGUAUCACCUACAUGUAACCAACAUGUAAACAAAGAAGUUUAAACUAACAAAGCCAAUUAACACUCACGAGAUAAAUAUAGGGAUUAAUAUGAGCGAGUGUUUUGGGUUUAGCAUUUUAAAUUUGGGCCUUUGCAACUUCGGCUGAAAUGAGUCACCUCAAAUACACUACCUUCAUUCUUAGCAUGUUAGAAAAAAGGUGUGGUUGGUCUCGCAUUUAGAAACAGGUUACACAGGUUACACAAACAAAAGUACACUAAACUGACAUUGUGGACUUAUUAACAGUCUUUACUUUUUAGCGUCCUCUUAUCAAGAAAAUAUUACCCUUACAAAGUGGGAUGAUGUUUUUCUCUGUGACACUCCUGAUUCUCUUCAGCUUUAUGAAAUUUCAAUCAGAGGGAUUAAAGCUGGUUGGUCCAGAUGCUCCUCUUGUUGCUGUAGCUGGUGAAGACCUGGUUCUGCCCUGUUUUAUCAAACCCCAAACCAGCGCUAUGGACAUGACAGUGGAGUGGAUUAGAGUAGAGGAUGUGGCUUCAGUAGUGCAUCUCUAUAGGGAUCAUGAAGACAGAAAUGAAAAGCAGGCUCAGUCCUACAGAGGAAGAACAUCACUGUUUAAAGAGGAGCUACAGAAAGGCAACGCUUCACUCAAACUCUCAUCUCUCCGAGUCUCUGAUGAAGGAAAAUAUAGAUGUCUCGUUGAGGACAAAUCCUCGUAUGAUGACAUCACUGUCCACGUCACUGUCGAGGUAAUUCUGGGAAGCCACCCGGUGAUCACGAUGGAGAGUUAUGAUCACUCAGGAGGGAUUAAUCUAGUGUGUGAGUCCAGAGGCUGGAACCCUGCACCUGAGGUUCUGUGGAUGAACAGAGAAGGAGACACUCUGCCUGCUGGAGAUACACAGAUACACAGAGACACUGAGGGCUUCAGUGUGAUACACCGCAUCACUGUUUAUGAUUAUAGCGACUCCAACAAGUUUUACUGCAGACUUCAACAACAACAUCACAUGAUGGAGGCAGAGGUUAUCAUUAAUAGUAAAGUCUUUGAUGCUUGGAAGUGGGUUGGGGGCAUUUCAGUUUUAGCAUGUCUUAUUGCUGUUGGAUGGAUAGUAACUGCAGUUAUCUGUUACAAGAAAGCCUCAGAGCUUCAGAAGGAGAAGGAAUACGCAGCCUCAGAGCUUCAGAAGGAGAAGAGAUACGCAGAGCUGCAGAGACAGAGAGUGGAAUACGAGUUAAUAAAGAAGAAGAAGUUUGCAGUGGAUGUGACUCUGGAUCCUGAUACAGCUCAUCCUGAUCUCAUCCUGUUUGCUGAUGGAAAACAAGUGAGACAUGGAGACACAAAACAGAAUCUCCCUGAUACUCCAAAGAGGUUUAAUAAAUGUGUCUGUGUUCUGGGAAAGCAGAGUUUCUCCUCAGGGAGAUUUUAUUAUGAGGUGCAGGUCAGAGGGAAAACUGAGUGGAAUGUUGGCGUGGCCAAAAAGUCCAUUAACAGAAAGGGGGACAUUACACUGACUCCUCAGAAUGGAUUCUGGACUGUGAAACUGAGGAAUGAGAAUCAGUAUGAGGCUUGUUCUGGUCCCUCUGUCCGCCUCACACUGAGAGCGAAGGUGGAGAAGGUGGGGGUGUUUGUGGAUUAUGAGGAGGGUCUGGUCUCCUUUUAUGAUGUGAAGUCCAGCUCUCAUAUCUACUCUUUCACUGCUCAGUCUUUCACUGAAAAACUCUAUCCUUACUUCAGUCCUUGUUUAAAUGAAGGAGGUAAAAAUUCAGCACCAUUGAUCAUCUCUCCUGUAAUUAACACUGAAUGAAUUUUCACCUCACAGAUUCAAUCAUCUAUUAAAUGGUGAGAAUUAAAAGAAACAUCUUACUUGUUCUGGUAAAUUUUAGAAAUACAUAUUCCUUUUUAAAGUGCUGUACAGUUUAUUUUAAUACAUGGGGGUUUGUUUUUUUCACAUAAAACAAAUUUUAAUCCUCCAGUUUGUUUUUACACAUUAUGAUUGUGGAACUUUAUUUCAAAUCAAAUAUGAAUAAAAAUCAUUUACAGUUCACACUGAGUUUUACUGCAGAAUUUAAUACGAUCAAUAAAAUGUAUGAAGUUUAGCUGCUGAUGUCUGUGUAGAUAAAACUGAACACCACUGAGUUUCUCCUUCAAAUUUCAUCAAACACAAUUACACUCAUCUUUUAUUUAGAAAUAAACAUGUAAGGGUUUUUCUCUUCUUAAAAAUAGUAAAGAAAUUAAUGAAUAAAUGAAUCCUCUAUCUGUGCUAAAUUCUGCCAAAGCUGUAUGACAUGGUCCAUCAGAACACGUUCUUAUCUGAACAAAAAACAAAUUUCUUAAACGUAGGACAGCAGGGGGAAUCUCAUUAAUAUUCAUGAGAGAAGCGCUUUCUGGUUGGUCAGUGACGUGUUUCUGCUCUGACGUUUCAUGUUGCUGCAUAAGACCAUUUUGUGACUUUAGUGAAAAGUCAUGUUGAGGAGAUUACACUGACUAGUGCAAGAAACAGGAUUAACCAACUGGAAAUACACAUUUUAUUCUAUUUCCUGUUUGAAAAGCCAACUAGAUAUGCAGUAAAAUUUCCUUCUGCUUUCAUAAAUAUUUCAGUCCCGCUGUGGUUUUAUUCAGUACAUUUCCCACACUGAAAUGAAAAUGUCAUUAUGUGAUAAAGGGGUAAAUGCUGAGCAGGACAGUAAGUCAAGGCAUCUGUAAUCUGGUUUGUAGUGAAAUGAUUAUGGCCAAAAUGAUAAUCCUGAUUAUUUAGAUCUAUAUUCAGAUCACGAUUACUGAUUGAUUUUAGGGACAACAUAUUUUUAUUGCACUUUCACAUUUAAAUAAACAGACCACUGCUUUCACCUCCAUGUUGUGCUACAUUCCUACUAAUUUACAAAUCUUUGCAUAAAAUUAGACUGGUCCUUCAAGUGCAUCAUCUUGUAGAAGCAAAAUAUAAAUAAAAUUGUACCCAAAAUAUAGGAUAAGUAAAAAUAAAAAUGCCAUCAACCAAAUGAAAAUAUGCAUCAAAUAUAACAAUAUGCAACCAAAUGAAAACAAUUCAGGCGAAUGCAGAAAAGGCAAUAACUGUUUACAGGAGGAGAGACACAAGACAAUUUCGUUUAGGAGCACUUGUGUUCCAAUUACAAAAAAUUAGGAGCACAGUUGAAGUUUAGGGUUUUUUUUUUGUUUUGUUUUGUUUUUGUUUUUUUAAGAGAUGGUAACAUUAAUGUGCCCCAAAUAACAGACAAGUAGGCAUGAGAAAGCUUGAGCCAGACAAUUAUGACAAAAUUUAGGAACAUAGUGUGAGCCAUGACAAAUUAAUUUAACUUCUGAUAAACUAAAUUUAAUAUUUUCAGUUAAUUUUACAGACUGUUACUUUUAAUUUAAUUAAUGCUUUUAAAUUUGUUUUCCUUUGUUAGUAUAAAAAGAAAGAAAAACCUGUGAAUGUUUACUGCUGUAUGUUGCUCAAUUUGUUUUAUUUUUUCUUCUCAAUGGUAUAUUUGGGAAAGGGAGGGGAGGAGAUAAGAGAAAAGGUGAUGUUCAGCAGACACGUUUUGUAGACGUGUUCAGCAGAAAUGUUCAGCAGAAAUGUUUAGUUCAGCAGAAAUGUUCAGCAGAAAUGUUCAGCAGAAAAGUUCAACAGAAAUGUUCAGCAGAAAAGUUCAACAGAAAUGUUCAGCAGAAAUGUUUAGUUCAGCAGAAAUGUUCAGCAGAAAUGUUCAGCAGAAAUGUUCAGCAGAAAAGUUCAACAGAAAUGUUCAGCAGUAAUGUUUAGUUCAGCAGAAAUGUUUAGCAGAAAUGUUUAGCAGAAAUGUUCAACAGAAAUGUUCAGCAGUAAUGUUUAGUUCAGCAGAAAUGUUCAACAGAAAUGUUCAGCAGUAAUGUUUAGUUCAGCAGAAAUGUUCAACAGAAAUGUUCAGCAGUAAUGUUUAGUUCAGCAGAAAUGUUCUGCAGAAAUGUUCAGCAGAAAUGUUUAGUUCAGCAGAAAUGUUCAGCAGAAAUGUUCAGCAGAAAAGUUCAACAGAAAUGUUCAGCAGUAAUGUUUAGUUCAGCAGAAAUGUUUAGCAGAAAUGUUCAGCAGAAAUGUUCAGCAGAAAUGUUCAGCAGAAAUGUUUAGUUCUGCAGAAAUGUUCAACAGAAAUGUUUAUUUCAGCAGAAAUGUUCAGCAGAAAUGUUUAGUUCAACAGAAAUGUUCAGCUGUAAUGUUUAGUUCAGCAGAAAUGUUCUGCAGAAAUGUUCAGCAGAAAUGUUCAGUUCAGCAGAAAUGUUCAGCAGAAAUGUUCAGCAGAAAUGUUCAGCAGAAAUGUUCAGCAGAAAUGUUCAAUAAAAAUGAAACUGGAAAAAAAAAAUUACAGACUGUUGCAAAAAAAACAACAAAUGUUAACCUGUUCCACCUUGUAAACAAAUACAAUAAACCUCAAUGUUCAGUGUUUGAA
Ictalurus punctatus (channel catfish) is the source of this 4540-nucleotide messenger RNA. RefSeq names its product butyrophilin subfamily 1 member A1. Bases 463 to 1923 code for a protein of 486 amino acids. The record is from RefSeq and is a predicted model, not a curated record. Gene Ontology annotation, molecular function: protein binding. The transcript has 10 exons. NCBI's taxonomy places the organism in Eukaryota, Metazoa, Chordata, Actinopteri, Siluriformes, Ictaluridae.